Zerene cesonia (dogface butterfly) is the source of this 1302-nucleotide messenger RNA. RefSeq names its product protein PRRC1-like. Gene Ontology annotation, biological process: activation of protein kinase A activity. NCBI's taxonomy places the organism in Eukaryota, Metazoa, Arthropoda, Insecta, Lepidoptera, Pieridae. Bases 65 to 1174 code for a protein of 369 amino acids. The transcript has 10 exons. Gene Ontology annotation, molecular function: protein kinase A regulatory subunit binding. The record is from RefSeq and is a predicted model, not a curated record. Gene Ontology annotation, cellular component: cytoplasm.
CCGCAAAAAUCAUAACAAAUCCUCAAGGCGUAUGUUUGUUGUUAUUAAUAUAUAAAGCAAGAAUAUGAACCAUGCCGAGAAGAGAAACAAAAUACCAGCUGCACCAACGCUUGCGGCUACGGGCAAUCUGUUAUCAAGUGUUGCACCUCCAUCCGAAUUACCAAAUUUUAUUACAACCAGUGUCAGCCCCGUAGCUCCAGUGGCACCCGUUGUUCAAAAUGAAGUUCCUGUACCACAGACCAAUCCAAAGCAACCAGAGAAUCAAAUUGUACAACCUGUACCUAUGGAUGUGUCACCCCAAACACCAGAGAAGUUUAGUCCAGCCAUACCACUGUCCAAAGGAGAGCCAACUGCUUCAAUACGGACACCAGUAGAGUCUGAUAGCACAUUGUCACCAGGCUCAAUGCCAGAAACUGGAGUCAGUACUGAUAAAAUUGGUGACAUAAUGCCAGGCAGUGGUCUAAUAACUUGGAUGAAAGGUGCCAUGUCAAGCGGAGGGAUUCUCCAAAAAGUAGCUGAGAAAGCAAAAAAUUCAGUUGAUUCCAUGAUAACAACACUUGAUCCUCAGAUGAAGGAAUAUUUAAGAAGUGGUGGUGAUUUAUACAUAGUUGUUGCUUCCGAUAAGGAGGUUAAAGUAUCCCCAGUGCGAGAAGCUUUUCAAACCGUGUUUGGAAAAGCUACUAUUGUUGGUGAAUCUGCGCAAAGUGACGUCACGGCUGCCCAACCGGUCGGCUACGCGGCGGCGUACGCUGCGGCUAAACAGCGCAUCGCACAUUUGAGAUCUGUCAACUCACAACUGCAUAAUAACGUGCCUAUUGUGGCGAUUGAAAGCUUUAUACAAGAGGCCAUGCCCGAUAGAUGGUACGACAUAGCGCUACUAGUUUUGUCCCAGCCGUCUCUCGGUAUCGAGUUGCAAGUGCAGUCGCAAGGCACACCCGUCCCCAGCGCCGCCGUGCUCGCGGCGCGAGAGGCCACGCCCACCGACUAUGCGCACGCGCAGACUGGGUACAACACUACUAUAGGUUCGAUAAUGGCGGCUAAUUUGCAGGUACCGCACGCGCAAUGGCAGGAAGCUUCAACGGGCGUAUCCAGGCGAGACAUCCUUCUGUUGGCAUCUCGCUCGGUCGCCGGCUCCUACCAAAAGAUGUUGGCCGUUUCUGCCGCUGAGACCUGAGAUAGACUUUAUGCGUUCUGCACAAAAUAUAUAUUGUUAAGACGAAUCAUCUAUAUCUUAGAUUAUUGUAAUAUAGUACAUAUAUAAUUUUAUGUUAAAUAAAUAUUAUUGGCGCUCAAAGACUUAAA